GUUUUUUUUUGGGGGGGGGGGGAACCAAAUAAUUGGGUGGCUUCUGGCAAAUCACCCCCGAAUCCGGCUCCGGAAGUUUGGCUCCGGCGCUGCAAGAGCCACUAGGAGCCUGCAGCCGGUGGAAGAAGUCAAGGAGCAAAGGGGAUAGAAGCCUCCAUCCAGCACGGCCGCUGUGGGAAGCCGGGAUAUCAGAGCUCCUCUCUGAGGCUCGAGGCGCUGCCGGGCGACGAUGGCCGCCUUCAAGCGGAGCCGGGCGCAGGCGUGGCCGGAGGAGCGCGGCGACCGCGAGCACGGGCUCUACAGCCUGCACCGCAUGUUCGACAUCGUGGGCACGCACCUGACGCACCGUGACGUGCGCGUCCUCUCCUUCCUCUUCGUGGACGUCAUCGACGACUACGAGCGGGGCAUGAUCCGCAGCGGCAGGGAUUUCCUGCUGGCGCUGGAGCGCCAGGGCCGCUGCGACGAGACCAACUUCCGCCAGGUCCUGCAGCUCCUGCGCAUCAUCACCCGCCACGACCUGCUGCCCUACGUCACCCUCAAGCGCCGGCGUGCCGUGUGUCCGGACCUGGUGGACAAGUACCUGGAGGAGACGUCCAUCCGCUACGUGACGCCGCGCGCGCACGGCGACGCCGAGCACGGCCUCGGCCACCCCCAGAAAUCAGUGCCUCCCCACCACCCCGUGGUCUGCUGCUCCGCGGCGGGACCCCAGAUCUGUACCAAGAGGCCCGGGCGCAGCAGGACCCUCCUGGGCAGCCAGCGCAAGAGGAGGAAGUCGGCGACGCCGGACCCCAAGGAGAAGCAGACCUGUGACAUCCGCCUGCGAGUGCGAGCCGAGUACUGCCAGCACGAGACGGCGCUUCAGGGCAACGUCUUCUCCAACAAGCAGGACCCUUUGGAGCGCCAGUUCGAGCGUUUCAACCAGGCCAACACCAUCCUCAAGUCCCGGGACCUGGGCUCCAUCAUCUGUGACAUAAAGUUCUCAGAGCUCACCUACCUCGACGCCUUCUGGCGCGAUUACAUCAACGGCUCCUUGCUGGAAGCCCUCAAGGGCGUCUUCAUCACGGACUCGCUCAAGCAAGCCGUGGGCCACGAAGCCAUCAAACUGCUGGUCAAUGUGGACGAGGAGGAUUACGAGGUCGGGCGCCAGAAACUCCUGAGGAACUUGAUGCUGCAGACGGCUCCUUGAUGCAGCCCCUUCCGUGGAGAUGAU
Pezoporus occidentalis (night parrot) is the source of this 1210-nucleotide messenger RNA. It is a transcript of the gene DEDD, whose product is annotated as death effector domain containing. The transcript is spliced from 5 exons. The record is from RefSeq and is a predicted model, not a curated record. Lineage: Eukaryota; Metazoa; Chordata; Aves; Psittaciformes; Psittacidae. Gene Ontology annotation, molecular function: protein binding; DNA binding. Gene Ontology annotation, cellular component: nucleolus. The coding region runs from base 230 to 1186 and encodes 318 amino acids. Gene Ontology annotation, biological process: extrinsic apoptotic signaling pathway via death domain receptors; regulation of apoptotic process; apoptotic process.